Hyposmocoma kahamanoa is the source of this 1200-nucleotide messenger RNA. Its product is annotated as protein PFC0760c-like. The transcript has 4 exons. NCBI's taxonomy places the organism in Eukaryota, Metazoa, Arthropoda, Insecta, Lepidoptera, Cosmopterigidae. The coding region runs from base 1 to 1083 and encodes 360 amino acids. The record is from RefSeq and is a predicted model, not a curated record.
AUGACUCAAUCCAACUUGGUCACCGACUCUUAUAAAAAUGGCUUUUUUGCCUGCUCGUCGCAUCUGCAGGACCUCUCUGGAGCCCCGCGCGGGCUGUCUCAGUACGCGUGCCUCCAAAAGCCCCGACCACACUUGAGGCUCAGACCAAGUUUUUUCAUACAGUUGAGCCCGUACAAGAUAGAGUUCGGACACGUGUGCGAGGAUCCUAACUCCUGGGAGCAGCGCUACGAGAAGAAGGACUUCAAAAACCAUAGGGAUAUGGGCAAAGUGCGAUGGGGCGACAAACAAGGAGGGUACGGAGAACACUACUGGGAUCUGAACCAUGCCGGACAUGCUGGCAAUCAUAAUAACGAUGAAGAUGACUCCUAUCGAUCCGACGAAACGCCUUACAGUUCACCAUACCAACCUAAUGACGACUCCUACGGCGUUCACGAUACAAAUGAUGAUGGUGAUACGUACGACGACUCUAGUGAUCAAUCUCCCAAAUAUACGGAGUAUAAUCCAGAAAACACCCAAAACAGCGAUGAGACAAACAGAGCAAAGAGAGCUCAUCCUAGACUCAAAACUGAAAAACAGCAGAGGUCAACAGAAAGUCCAAGAAAGCUGCAAAGAUUCCGCAAAAUCAAAGAACCUACAGUUGCUGCGAGUAAUGUUGAACCCAUUGAACCAACCGCGGCCAAUGUUGAACAAGUUGAAACUACUGAUAGGCCUUUGAAAAGACGCAGUAAAUUGAGACAAGUUAAGACAUCGAAAGACGAAUAUCAAGAACCUGAUCAGGACGACUUGAAAGCGAAAAGUUCAAAUACUCAGGUACAAACCCAAAACCCGAACGUUCAGCUACAAAGUAGCCAAUACUCUAACGUCCAAGAGCAGAAUAAUCAAUACAGGAGGCCUGUGGAACAAACUUUGUACGUACCUUACGAAAGUGGAGCAGGAGUGAGGCAGUACCAAUCGCCGAAUUCGAACGAAGCUGCAAAUGUUCCAAGAUUGUUUCUAGAAGCUGCGACGGGCCACGUGGUGGACAGAGCCACGGGGAAAGCAUAUAUUUUACAACCUGUUGCCGUUAACAAUAAUUACAAUUAGUUAUGUUUAAUAUUAGCCGAUUAAUUAAUUUAUUUUUUAUGAUUAAAUAACUGUUAUGACAAUUUAUGACAGUUCGUUUAUAAGUUCGUUUAUAGGCUAGUAUAGGUUUCUUUGAAA